CCGUCUGCAAGUCAGUGAUGGACGAGAUGAGGCGCAGCGGUAGGUCACCGGAGGACAUGGCCAAGCAGCUGACGGAGACGCUCCAUCUCAAGUCCGAGAGAGCUCACCUGGCCUACCUGCUGAGCGUGCAGAACGUCAGGGAUGCUGAGGCAGGGCUCUCCGGCCAGAGAACCAUCACUGGGCUCCUCAGACAGGCCGACGCUCCAGAGGCAUUUGGCGGCUACUCCGAUGCUGACGGCUGGUGUGGAGUCUCCGUUUCAUCCCACCUCACUCUGCUGCUGCAGGGGAGCUUCAGACAGGCGCUGAGGUCCGACCACACCCGAAAAGUGGCGAGGAAGGUGGUGCUGUGGUCCGGCACCAUGUCAUCAUACGCCGUGAUGAACGAGAACUGGAUGAUCCUGAGCUGAUGCUGCAGUCAGAGUGGACCGGUCCCUUCAUGCCAUGUAUGAGGGUCUGAGUCAACGCUGCACUGCAGCUGGAGUGGAGAAGGCAGGCUUCCAGCGGGUGGACAGGCAUGAAGAACUAGUUUCAGUUUAAAACAUAAUUUUCUGUUUUUGACUUGGACGUUCUAUAGUUUAGUUGUCCUGGGUUUUUUUUAAUGAAAAGAUAUAAUUAGUUGGAACACUUCAGGUUGAUUUAUUUCAUAUUGUAAAAUAUAUUGAGGCUCAAUUUGUACUCAAUAAAUUGUGAGAUGUUUUUAGCUGUGAAUUUAUUUCCCAUGUUUUAGGGACUGCUGUGCUGCCUUCGGGGUCCUGCAGGCUGGAGCUCAGGAGCAGCUCUUGUGGGACAGCUGGAGGACCUCAGAGGCAUCGUCUGGGAACCUGGAGAACACCAGCGCCUCAAGGACCAAGUUCAACAACGAUAUAACCGUCUAGUUGGACUUGUUCCACUGCAUGCGGCGCUUCAGUCUCGGAGCAUCACUCUCUCUCCACCUUUCUGCCAGUUCCUCUCUGCAGCCUUCCUCGUUGUGGACCAGGGAGAUCUCCAGAGGCUCAAGGAGGCGAACACCUUCUGUGGGAUCUCUCCUCCUAAUCCCACCAAGCUGCACAUGAGAGCGCUGCAGGUGAAGGUGCCACAGCCCCGAGAGCUGCUGCAGAGGGUGGAAGACGUCCUCCGUCACUUCUACAUCUCAAAAGAUGUCAACCUGCUCCUCUACAAAUCCUCCAUGUUAAAGAUAUGAAGGAUGCAGCGGGUGCACAUCUUGAGAGGCUGCCUGAGCGACCCUGAGGUGGGGGAGGGAACCCUGUACAGGUUUGGUGGCACCUUGCAGCUGAACUACACCGAGGGAGAGGGAGCUGCUGCGCCCAUCUGGAUCCCUGAGAGAGGCCCCUCUCAGCAGGAGGGCUUCCACUUUCACCAAGCCCAGUGGGUCACAGGGAACCGGGUUUCCUGUGAAGCGCAGGCCAUGACGGGGGUGGUGCCCUGGAACUUCCGGAGACUGGUUGACCUGAAGCUGCCCGGUGUGGAGCUGCCAGCCGUGUUCGACCCCGUGUUGAUAGCAGAGCUGAACAAUUUGUCUGCAAAGGCAAAAUAUCCAGCGCUGCAGGUCACCAACGGAGACACAGGAGAGAGAUUCGGUCUGGACUAUGUGGAGCCCGGCUGUCGUCCUGUUCCUGUCAACUGGGACAAGCACAAGACACAGCCAAGCAUGGCCGCUGCGGUCGCCAAGGAGACGGAGCAUCCUGCAGCUGUAGAGGCCACAGACCGUCAGGAGACCAGUGCCACUGUGAGGGAAGCUCCAUCCAGUCUUGUGCCCAUCCUGUCCUUCCACGAGGGGUCUGACGUAAAGUUCCAGCCGCCCUGGAGGCCGUCGUCUGCUCCAGCCGCUCGCACCGGACCGAUGAAAACAGGAGGCAUCGUCCAGGUGCUGGACCACGGCCGGUGGACAGAAGGUGCCAUCGACGGGCUUCUGAUUAAACACCACGGAGCUCCACGCAUGCUGAAGCAGGUGGAUGACGACUACGCCGCCAUGGUCCAGAGGGGGUGCACUGACCCUCACAGUUUGUUACAUCCGACCACAUGCCAACAUAUCUCCAGAUAUGUCAAGCAUCUGGCCAGAAAGAAAACCCACCAGCUCCUCUCUGAACACCAGCCCAGAGAAGGUGUUGGAGACACAGCAGCUGUGGCAGAGCUUGACCACCGGCAGCCAAACGGUCAGUGUGCCGGUCAUCACCAUGCCUCCUGCAACCGUCAACCCUCCAGCUGUGGCUCCUCUCAAGGAGGAGUCACUGAGCCGGGAUGCAGUGGAGAAGAUGGUGGCUGAGAUCCUGGACAAGCAGCAGCAGCAACAUCCGCAGCAGAAGAUGACGAGGAACUGUCCGGCCUGCGGUCAGCCAAAGUCCCGCUACCUUGCCGACGGUUCCUCGGUUCAUUUAUUCUUCCAGACCAAGACAGUUAAAGAUUUCUACUGCUCCACCAAGGUCUUUAAGACAUAUGCAUGCGAAGGCCUGAGAGACCCCCGCAUGUCCUUUGAGGACUUUGCAGCGUCUCCUUUCUUUGAGCGCGAGCUGGAGGCCGCCAAUCAGAGGGGGGCCGAGUGGAAGAAGGUGAAGAAAGAAGAGGAAGAAGAGGAAGUCGGCGGAGCCGCUGCCGACAGGUCGCCUGUGCCGCUGAGGCAAGGCAGCCCUCAUGUUCACAGCUGCUUCCCCGGGGUGUUGGGGAAGUACGUCUACUGCCCCUCCAGGGUGUUCUCCCUGUACAAGGACCAGGGCAUGGGGAAGGAGAUGGCCUGGGGGGACUUCACACAGUCCGCUUUCUAUGAGGCGGAGAGAGACAGAUGGGUCACAGAGAGGAAGAAGAGACCACACACAUAUAUAGUAUUAGUAAUACUAAUUAAAUGAUACAAUAAGAAUUAUUGGACGAAUAUAAGCAGCAUUAUUGCAUUGAUAUUGAUUGCAAAUAUAUAUAUGUCCAGUACAUGAGAAUGUAUAUAAUUAUUGUUUUGGAAUAAAUAUCGAUAUUUUACUAGAAUAAAUACAAUUAUUGCUGUAUAUAAAUAUUAUAUAAUAAUGUAAAUAUAAUAUAUAUAAAAUGUGUGUCAACACUGAAACACACGCGCCAGCCUGCACACACGCACACGCACACACUCAAUUUAAUGGGUUUUUAUUGUAUUGUACGGGUUUUAUUGUAUUGUAUUAACUGUGUUUAGUUUAGAGGAUCUACUACCUGUGUUGCUCUUGUAUAUAUCUUAUUAUUUUAUGAUGUGUAUGGUUAGGUGUAUGAACACUCAGUCUAUGCAUGGAUGUUUUGUCAGGUCUUCUCUAUGUAUGGAGAGCUGUCUGCACACAUACACCACUUUUAGAUUAGUUUUAGAUCUAGACAUGUUUCUUGUUUCUGUUUUGUUUUGUUAGAAAGGCCUGACCAGGGACUGGGGUUGCAAAUUAGCCAAUUGGCUAGAAACCUUCUGUAUCACAUGUACACUUUGUGUAAUAAUGUGCGCUGCUUUGUCCCUGACAAAUAAAAUUUAUAAAUAAAAAAUAAAUCCUGACAUUUGAGAAGCUAAAACCAGGUCAUGUUGCUGAUUGUUUCAGCACUUAUAUUAUAAAUAUGUUUUUGAAUACACUACUCUAUGUGUGUGUGUGUGUGUGUAUAUAUAUGUCUAUAUAUAUAUAUGGUUGUUUUAUUAUAUGUAUAAUAAUGUAAUAAUUAUGUAUGUAUGUACAUAUAUACUUAUAUGGGAUUCA
This is a messenger RNA of Pseudoliparis swirei, 3683 nucleotides long. RefSeq lists its product as uncharacterized. The coding region runs from base 1184 to 2263 and encodes 359 amino acids. The transcript is spliced from 4 exons. NCBI's taxonomy places the organism in Eukaryota, Metazoa, Chordata, Actinopteri, Perciformes, Liparidae. The record is from RefSeq and is a predicted model, not a curated record.